AUGUUGCGCAGCCAAGCCGAAACGGGUGUUUACAGUGGCGAGCCGAGUGCAAUGAAUAAUACACCGGCGGGCAGUCUGGAGAAGCUCGUGCAGCGCCUCGAAACCGCAACUUUGCGUCUGGAGGCGCUGAGCUCCCAGAAACCGGCGCUUGCACCGAAACCGGCCAGCAGCAGCAGCACGCCGGCCUGCGGCACCACCGGUAAGCUGCUGCUUUUGUAUUUCAGAGCACCACCGAUUUUUUGA
Messenger RNA from Gongylonema pulchrum, 243 nucleotides. The record is from the annotation of a GenBank genome assembly. NCBI's taxonomy places the organism in Eukaryota, Metazoa, Nematoda, Chromadorea, Rhabditida, Gongylonematidae.